Messenger RNA from Brassica oleracea var. oleracea, 922 nucleotides. RefSeq lists its product as uncharacterized. The transcript has a single exon. Lineage: Eukaryota; Viridiplantae; Streptophyta; Magnoliopsida; Brassicales; Brassicaceae. Bases 195 to 818 code for a protein of 207 amino acids. The record is from RefSeq and is a predicted model, not a curated record.
AGUCACUGGUACCUGUCGGGGUCGGUUUUCUAUCGGUAAUCUUCAAAUAGCUAUCCUCGUUAAGCAGCGAAUUGGAAUUCUACGUUUAAAAGAGAGGAUUUAGGUUUAUAAAUUUUCCAACUUUAGACCGAUUCUGGGUAAAUUGGUGAACAAAUCGGAGAAUUUGGCGUUAGGGUUUUCUUGUAAUCGCGAUUAUGAAACCACACGAUGAUUGGGUUGAUGGAUCUUGGACUGUAGAUUGUGUUUGCGGUGUGAAUUUUGAUGAUGGUAAAGAGAUGGUGAACUGUGAUGAAUGUGGCGUUUGGGUUCACACAUGGUGCUCUCGUUAUGCUAAAGGAGAUGAUCUAUUUGCCUGUCAUAAGUGCAAGAUCAAAAACACCAAAGGGUUCAUGUUCAAGGAGGUCCCAAUUGAAGAAAGGGUUCAUGUUCAAGGAGUUCCUGGUGGAGACUUGUCUCUGUUUGAAAACUUUUCGUCUGUUUCGUCACGUCAGCUGUGGAAAUGUUCUGGUUGCGUGCCUAAGAAGUUUAGGUUUCAGUAUAGAGAGUUUGCUUGUUGGGAUGAUCAUGAGAAGGGAAAUGCAUGUGAAACUGAGGACCCAGAAGAUGGUUCUGCUCCUAUGAAUGAAGGCAGAAUAAGAAAUUUUGUUUCUACACAAAUGGAGAUGAAAUGUUUUAAGAGUGAUGAUAUAAACAAAGAGACUUAUUUUUCUAAAGAUCGGGUAAAGAAGAAGGUUAAAGUUGCGGAUAAAGAGGGAGAAGAUGAUCAUACAAAUGAUUUGGUGGGCAAAACCCUGAAAAAUGCUAUAGGAAGUAUUUGACUUGGAUGCAACAGGAGUCCUCACAACAAAAAGUUGUUAUCCAAGUUUAAGCUUUUGAAUGUUCUUGUGUCAGUGUUUAGGUUUCUUUUGAAUUUUUUUGUGUG